This is a messenger RNA of Aspergillus calidoustus, 690 nucleotides long. NCBI's taxonomy places the organism in Eukaryota, Fungi, Ascomycota, Eurotiomycetes, Eurotiales, Aspergillaceae. The record is from the annotation of a GenBank genome assembly.
AUGGACAGCGAAAACAACCACGAAAAGGCGGGCGAUGAUACCAUAGUCGAGGUCAAUACCCUGAUACUUGACUACAUGCUGUGUAUGGCCAUACACGAGGCUACAAGCGGCCAAGUACAAGACUGGGCGAUAUGGCUUGAAGACACGCAAAGAAUGCUGAAACUAGUGCUCCCGCCAGUUGAAACUCUCACACCAGACCUACGUAUCAAAACACAAGUAUUCGACAUAAUUAGGUUGUUCAUACAGACUGGAGACAUGUCUCGUACUGAGCCAACAACAUUAGCGGACAUGGCGACCGCCCUCGUGGCCACCUGCAAGAUCGAGAAUCGAACAACAACUAUACAGCACGCUGUCGACGCUGCGGUACAAAUCUGCGCACACGCGGCGUUGCAAGCGCGCCAUGACACAAACCACGACUCACCGGGAAACCGAAAGACAGAAAGACAAAGAGAUGAUGGCCCAGAGAACAAUCCCAUAUGCGUCCAUGACAGUGUCUCGACCAAGAAGUAUCUGGAAGCGUCUGGCCAAUCAGAGCGCGAUAAGGGUACCACGGAAGGGCUCUUUGGUGCGCUCCUCAACAUCAUGAUGUCACUGGAACCCCCAGUGCUCAUCCAGCUCGAGAAGGGAAAAUUGAACGGGCUCAGCCGAGCACAGACGGAAGAACUGAAGAUGAAAAUAGGGAUGUAUUAA